Molecule: messenger RNA, 1113 nt
Organism: Polyodon spathula (Mississippi paddlefish)
Lineage: Eukaryota; Metazoa; Chordata; Actinopteri; Acipenseriformes; Polyodontidae
Product: proteinase-activated receptor 3-like
Biological process (GO): phospholipase C-activating G protein-coupled receptor signaling pathway; blood coagulation; thrombin-activated receptor signaling pathway
Cellular component (GO): membrane
Molecular function (GO): thrombin-activated receptor activity
Source: RefSeq, a predicted model, not a curated record
AUGGAUUCUCCUCCUCGCAUGCCACCAGCAUUCUUCAUUCUGUUGCUGUUUGUGUCUCUGCAGACACUAGGUUGUGCAACGCAGGACUGUUCUGGUCCCAUCCAUAAGUGCAAUGGAACUAUAAUGCUGGAGAAAUUGACUAAGGAGCACCUGAAGGGCCCUUCCUCCUCGCUGUUGAUCCCCUCUCUGUACCUGGUGGUGAUCUUUAUUGGAUUCCCUGCCAACAUACUAGCUCUAUGGGUCCUGAUAGCCAAAACCAAAAAGAUGCCUUCCAACACCUUCCUCAUCAACCUGACAGUUGCAGACCUUCUACUGAUCCUGGUCUUGCCGUUCAAGAUCUUCUACCACUUCAGUGGCAAUGACUGGGUUUUUGGGGAGAUCUUGUGCAGACUUAUGACAAUUUUCUUCUACGGCAACAUGUAUUGCUCCAUCCUUUGCCUCACGUUCAUCAGCAUUGAUAGGUACAUUGCUCUGGUCCAUCUGUUUUUAGCCAAAACCUUACCAAGCAAGAAAACGGCUUCCUACCUCUGCAUUGGGGUUUGGGUUUUAGUGGUAGGUGCCAUGUUGCCGUUGGGUUUAACCCAACAAUCCUACAGCUUUAAAGAACCCAACAUCACCACGUGCCAUGAUGCUCUGCUCAAGGAGGACCAAGCCAAUUUCUUCUUCCCUUACUUUGCGAGCCUCUUUGCUGUCGGAUUUGUUGCCCCCUUUUGCAUCAUUGUGUUCUGCAAUUGCGCUAUCCUGCGAGCACUCAUCCUGAGUGAGAAGCGAUAUGUCUAUGCGGCCAAAAUCACUGCUUUGGUUCUACUGGUCUUUGUCGUGUGCUUUGCUCCCAGCAGCAUCAUCCAGUUUCUUCACUACUCUGAGUUCCAAAUGGUACAGAACCACAGUGACUUGUACCGCCCUUACAUGAUCAGCCUGGCUCUCAGCACUUUCAACAGCUGCAUUGACCCUUUCAUUUAUUAUUACAUAUCUGAGGAUUUCAGAGCAAAGGCUAGAAGCACAGUGAAAUGCUGUAGAAAGACCCCUUACAGCUUAGGAACCACUUCCAGGAAAACUGAGACUUGCUCUUUAUCACAGCCAUUAAAGUCCACAGUAAUCUUCUGUAGAUAG